This is a messenger RNA of Cooperia oncophora, 546 nucleotides long. Lineage: Eukaryota; Metazoa; Nematoda; Chromadorea; Rhabditida; Trichostrongylidae. The record is from the annotation of a GenBank genome assembly.
AUGAAAGUGAUGGUGCGGCCACGAUUGAAGAGCUCAUGCGAAUCUCGAGCUCAUUUUCAUAAGGUAGGCGAAAAUUACACCACUGAUGGAUAUAUCACUACCCCGCACACGAAAGAGCUCUUGAAGAAACACCUUGAGGCCACUGGAGGAAAGGUCAUCACUAGGUUUCCACCGGAGCCAAAUGGUGUUUUACAUAUUGGACACGCGAAGGCUAUUAAUAUCAAUUUCGGAUAUGCGAAGGCUCACGGAGGGCAGUGUAACCUGAGAUUCGACGACACCAAUCCAGAAAAAGAAGAAGAGAAGUUCUUCACUGCCAUUGAAGACAUUGUUGGGUGGUUAGGGUACAAGCCAGCUCGUAUUACACAUUCAUCAGACAAUUUCCAGCAGUUAUAUGAGUGGGCUGUAGAAUUGAUAAAGCGAGGACACGCGUACGUAUGUCAUCAGAAGGUCGAGGACAUGCGAGGAUUCGAUGUGCAGCUUUCACCAUGGCGCUCAAGGCCGAUUGAGGAGUCGCUGCAGUUGUUCGAGGUAAAUUCAAUGUUAUGA